Cuscuta campestris is the source of this 707-nucleotide messenger RNA. Lineage: Eukaryota; Viridiplantae; Streptophyta; Magnoliopsida; Solanales; Convolvulaceae. The record is from the annotation of a GenBank genome assembly.
GACAAGGAUCAUGUAAGAAAGAUCUUGCAAAGUCUUACACCCGAUGGAGAUCCAAGGCCGACGCAUCUAUGAGUCAAUCGGCGUUUCCAACACCACCAUCGACAGUCUAUGAGAAUCUAGGGAGGAUGACUCUAGCAAUGAUGACGAGAUAAAGCUCAUAAUGAAGAAGUUUUACAAACUUCUAAACAAGAAAGACAAAAAUGAUGAUACCUCCGAAUGCUAUGGAUGCGAUGAAGUCAGGCAUAUCAAGAUUAAAUGCCCAAAGGCGGAAAGAAUGGAUGCCGGUUCAAAAAGAAAAGGGCAUACAUAUCCUGGGGAGGAGAUUCUGGAGAUGAAAGCACUGGUGAAGUGGAAGAAGAAGAAGAAGAAGAAGCAAACCUAUGUCUCAUGGUGUAUGAGGAAGACUCGCCAUCAACCCACGACAACCAAUAUUUCGGAAGGGGUUGUAAACCUGGACGGAUUAGGGUGUUACACACAGGCCUGGCCUGGCACGCUGGUUACUACACCGGUCUUGUUCAGUAUAAUAAAGAAAAUAUGUGACCCAGUCGAACUGGUACACUGGUCUCACACCAGUCUUACACAUAUUUUCUAAUAAGCCUGAGCCCAAUCGAAUUGGGUACACCGAUUGCACAUCGGUUUCAGCAAAAAAGUGAGCAAACUCAUAUCGGGGACGCCCGAUUCAUUUAAGCCCUCAAUCUGAGGCACUU